GGAGGCGGGAGGCGGGCCCAGCGCGGGGCCGGGCCCGGCGCGGCGGGCGCUGCGCAGAGCCCGGCUCCCCUCGGCGGCGGCGGGCGGAAGGCCGGCGGGCGGCAGCGCCAUGCCCGGCCCGGCGGCGCCGGGGCCCGGGCCCGACGCCGAGGAGAGCUACGAUUUCCUCUUCAAGCUGGUGCUCAUCGGGGACGCCAGCGUGGGCAAGACCUGCCUAGUGCAGCGCUUCAAGACCGGGGCCUUCGCGGAGCGCCAGGGCAACACCAUCGGCGUGGACUUCACCAUGAAGAGCCUGGAGAUCCAGGGCAAGCGGGUGAAGCUGCAGAUCUGGGACACGGCUGGCCAGGAGAGAUUCCGAACUAUUACACAGAGUUACUACCGAAGCGCCAAUGGAGCAAUCCUAGCCUAUGAUAUCAGCAAGAGAGGCUCUUUCCAGUCCAUUCCUCGCUGGAUCGAGGAUGUGAGAAAGUAUGCUGGUUCCAACAUUGUACAAUUACUGAUUGGAAACAAGUCUGACCUAAGUGACCUUCGAGAGGUUCAGCUGGAAGAAGCUCAGAGUCUGGCUGAACAUUAUGAUAUCAUCUGUGCCAUAGAGACCUCUGCAAAAGACUCCAGCAAUGUGGAAGAGGCUUUUGUGAAGAUGGCCACAGAGCUCAUGAUGAGGCACGGAGGCCCAAUGUUCAGUGAGAAGAGUACUGACAGCAUCAAGCUUGACAGCAAAGACGUCGUAGAAGGCUGGGGGUGUGGCUGCUGAUAUGAGCUAGGUGAUAUCCCUAACUUUACUGGAAUUUAGAUGGUGCUUCACCCUAAUGCUGAGUAGCACAGUAGCCAUAUUCUCCUCCUGUGAAACCAGCAAUUUUGUAGAAGUUAGACACAAUCCUGUUUGCUUUGGUGUCUUAUUUUUAAAAGGGGACUCUUAAGAUGUAGUCCUAAAAGUCAAGCCCUCUGAAAAACUUACUCUGCAUUUGUCCCCACAAUUUUAUUUUCUGUAUCCUGCAUGUAAGUUACAAAAGUGGAGGCAACAACUUGGAACUGUUGAUGUAGAGUGGGGAGAUAGAUGGCUGGAGGCUAACACACACACACAAAGUUCUGAAACAUUCAGUAUGUGAUUGUUGGCAAAGGAGGUCACUUUUAGAAUAGGCAACCUUGAAAUGUCUCUUUAAAUCCUCAGCACUCCACCAAUGACCAAAAAGCCUAGAAGUGAGAGACGGUGUCUUUGAUAAAAGUAUUUCAAGUGUCAAAAUACCCAACAUUUUGAUUAAAGGACCAAAUAACAGUCAUCUGUCCGAGGCCAUAUGGAUUGCUAGGUAAUAUUGGUACAGGCCCUGGUGGGGCAGCCUUCUCUCAGGUUUUUUUUUUUUCUAAGUUAUCAUUUUAACAAAUAGCAAAAUCAGCCUGAGCAAUAUCACAUGACUUGUUGACAAGCAUGACUGGAUUAGUUUAAUUAUUUUAAAUACACCCUUGAGAAAGGAAUGGGUUGAUAUAUUUCAUUUCUUAUUGUUUGCACAAUGCUAGCUCCCUUUUCCAAGUGGGUGUCUUUGAGUUCUUGCCCUCAAUUCUAUUAAUUUCAUUCCAUAACUCAAGACCUGCACCACGGGAAACAGGAACUGGAAAACCUUGAACUGACUGGUAGCCGUGACCUACUGGCAUGUGUCUAGUGGUCAUAUACAGGGUUAUAUACAGGGUUAAUUCUGGUCAUACAUUUGACAUUAUGUUACUAGAGUGGUUAUUGCUUAAAUGGCAUAACUAGGGCUUGGGUUUUUUUAAACAUCUCCUUAAAUACAAUCUGGGCAUAUAGUGGGAAAGAAAACUUCAGAAUAGCUGAAAACUGCAUGCAUUGCAACUUCUUGUUUGUAAGAAAUCAACCUCUUUUUGAGUCAUAACCUCCCACCUUAUACUCAUCUGCUUCCCUCUCCCUGUCACAAGUCACUAACUGCUUUUCAUUUCUUGAAAAUACUCAUCAGGAAAAAUCUUUCACUGUCGAUGAAAAGUUUAUAUUGUUAAGUAAAAUACAUUUCUUAAUCCAACUACAUGUAGUUGUCUUUCAGACACAGCUCUGUGUUGUGUUAGUAUAUGUUGUAUAUGCAGCUAAAGUACUGAUGGCAGCAGUCCUCUCUGGAUUUACACUCUCAAGCACCUUACAAACUUGGAUUUGCAAAGGGAGCAGCAGCAGGAUUAUUUUUAAAUCUGCAGUUAAAGCAAAGGUGUUCAGAAGCAACAAGUGAUUUUUGCGAUCCUGAUGCUUUAAAGACGUUCAUUUUCAGAAGGCACCCACUUAAAACAAAAUCACUUGUCCCUUUUGAAAAUCUUGAUCAAAAAGAACCUGGUGGAUUGAGUUGUUAUUAGGGCUACACCAGUUUUUGGCCAUUUGGCAUAUCCAGUGUCAUGAAAAUCAGGAAGAUUAAGAAAGGGCUAAUGGAUCCUAAUUUCAGUACUGUUCAUCUUCCUACAGAAAAUAUUAACCAUUCUUUCAUCUUUCUGUUUUUUUUAAACUAUGAUGUAGAUUAUUGAAGAAUUACUUAUGCUUUGUAGUCUGUCUGCUUCCAAUCUAAAAGGAUAGUUUUCAAGUUUCAUAGUUGUAAGAGUGAAGGGGCCUUAAAUUUUUUAAUUAGUGUAGUUUUCACAUUUCUAAUGUUUUAUAUGGAAGGGCAGGUUGAGGUGCAGUACUCAGUAGUAUUUUUAGAUGGUUUUCCAGGACAUUCCCAGCUCUCCUACAUCCAAAGAUAACAGACACUAAGCGCCCAGCAGUAGCUAAACACUGAAGAUGAAAGUUACCCAACUCCAGAUUCAUUAUUGAUUAGCAGACCCUGUCUUCCAAAAUGAAGACAGUCCAAGCUAUAAUUCAGUCCUGAUUACUGUUUUUCCUCCUAGUUAGAUAGUCCUUAAGCUGCAAAAUGCUAUCAGGCAUUGCCCUACUCUCAUGACGUAUUAUAGCUUAUUUAUGUAGGUAACAGUCCUGCAAUUCUGCAUGCUUGGACAUGGACUCUCAGAUAAGCUCAGCUUCCCCAAUAUUUGCAGGAUCAGUGCCAAAUGAUGUAUUUAAGCCAUGCUGAUUAUAAAGUAUUGGUACUACUCAGAUCAAAAUCAGUAGCUUACAUAGUAGUUCAUCUUAAAACUGGAAGAAGAUGCAAAAUGAAUGUAGAUCCCGCUUUCAGUGCAGUCAGUGCAUGAUUCUGUUUUUACUGUAGAUGGAGAAAUGACAUAUUGAUCCAUUUCCUUAAUUUUGAGUUUUGUUUAGUAAAUAAGUAGAAUUAGACCAAGCACUACACUUGUCCUUAGGAUUUGCCCUGCUGUAUCUCUUAAAUGACAGUGUUGAAGGUUGAGACUCUGCCUACAGGUUAGUCUGUUUCAGUCAGAAAACAUGAAAUACAGUGCCCAUUAUUUGUUCAUUGUUUUCAAAUGAAAGCAAGAAUUUAGAAUAGUUUUCGUUUUGCAGUGGAAAACUAAGGCUAUGGCUUUAUGUCAGCUGCAUCUUCUAGUUCUCAACUCUUCUAUGUUGACUGUAACACAAGUUUGCAUGUCCUACCUAACUGAACAAAAGCAAACAAAGAAAUAAAUGGAAGACCUGUUUUAUUUGUUCAGGUUAAUAGCACAUGUGAAUGACAGUGCUUGGGCUGUAAGUAGUAAGAGGCUAUUUCAACUACCAAAUGGUUUCUUGGUCUAUUAAUAAUAGUAUAGCCAUCACUAGAUUGUUAGCUUCUUGACCAGAAAUGUAUUAAGCAGUAAACAUAAUUUGUAGCUUUUCACUCCCUUUUUGAAGACCUUUAUUAGAUCUAGCAGCCCACUCCUCUUGGUUUAUUUACAAUAAUCCUGUUGAAACCAAAAGGAUACCUGGAUGAGUAGCAAUAUGCCUGAGAUUUACAAGUAAAAUAUUCUAUUUCAAAUCUUAGGUUAGGAAUGUGCAUUGAUGUACAUCAAGUGAAUAAUGCAGUAGCACGUGAUCAGAAUUUGUGGCAUAAACAUUUGCUAAGAAUCCUGUUUACUGGCAGUUGAACAUUAACAGACUAUGUUGCAGGAAUUGCUUUUAACCAGAUCUCCUUGGCUGACCAUUUAUUUGCAUUAGUAUUUACCAUUUGUUUUUGGCAGUACCCAAAGUGCACCCAUGUGCAACAUGUUACAAAAACACAGAAGGGGACGUUGAUCCCUGCCUUAUAACAGUUAAGUGUGGAAUGCAGGGGUAAAUACUGAAAUGAAAUCAUCAGCAGAAUGUGAUUCCCAGUAGCAUGGGCAUUGUUAUUCUUUGUAUUAGUUUUGGUUUAACCUAAUUUUAUCUCCAGUUACUCAUUCAGUCCUUUAUCAUGGAAGGAAUUUGCACAAAUAUUUAUAAAUAUGUACAUGUAAUUUCAAAUAAAUGUCAGCCCAGAAACCUGCUAACAUUUGCUUUGUAAAACAAAUUAAAAAAAUGAAAACACAUAAAAAUAGAGGGAAAAUGUUAACCAUUUUAUCACUCUCACUGUACUGGAAAGCAGGUCACUUUUUCUGCUAACACUGCAUAGAGUACUGUGAACUUCAUGAAAAGCUGAGCUCUUGCUUAAUUUUUUCUUUGCCUUUAGAGAUCAGAUUUAUUCAAAGAAUAGAGCUGUCAGGUAGAGACAUAUAUGUGAUACUGCUGUAGUGUAUUAUAUUACAUAUACACUCAAGCAGCAGUGUCCUUAAAAAACAUUAAAGCCUUUCCUUGAUUCUCCUUUGCUAUGUAUUCUCCCACUGAGAUUCACACCUCCAUUAUUUAAUCUUAUACUCCUAGCCUGAGUCCAGAUGACUAUUUGAUUGUCUUUUGCCAUCUUAUGUCAAUUCCCAUGGAAUUGCAGGUUAACAACAUUAUUACUUUCCCUUCAUAAGACUGUUUUAUGUUAUAAAACUAUAGUAAUAUGCAUGCAAUACUAUAAUGUGAGUUUCUUUAAAUACAGGAUGCAUGUAUAUGUUAUUUCACUAACAGAAAUUUUUUGUCUUUACUUACCCUGCUUCCUCAAACAUGCAUGUAUUAGAAGACCACUGAAGUUUACCUUGUUGCAUUAUUUUGUGUAAACAGUAUGCUGGAGGAAAAUCAAGCGAGAAGAAUACAUGCUUUGUAAAACUGAAAGAUAAAGUGACUCUCCUUUUGUUAUCUUCUGACCUUGGAGAGUGCUCAAUUUAACCUGUCAGUCAUCCUCUGUGGAGGCUUCAGGGAAACAAGGCUCCAGGUAGAGUGAACAAGCAUUAAAUAGAUAGGGAAAAUUCAAGGAAAUCAGAGCAAGUAUGUGCUCUUUUAUGAAGAGGUAGUUCUUGCUUAACCCCAUUAGCAUCUGAUCAUUUUGUAGAUUGUACUCCCACCCUUGAGGUAGAGGAAGUGAGGCAAAUAUAAGACAAAGAGCAACAGAUCCAAGUACGUAUGUGUAGUUCUUAGUGGAAUUGAAAGGAAAUGAAUCCCAGAAUUUAGGCUGAUCACCCUAACCACUUAGUUAUCCUUUCCCAAAUUACAUUAGAUUGCUUCAUCAGCUAAAAGGCAUUCUAGAUUUAUAAAUUUGGCAAUGAAAGAUGCCCAUAUUGUUAACCCAUAUAGAGUAUUAAUUAGAUUUUGUUACAGUUGUGUGAAGUAUGGUAACCUUGAGAGUCAAGAACAGUCUUCAUAAUUGGGCUGUUCUCAGAUUUGACAAUUCUUUGCUAUUCCAUAAAAAGUGAGAUUCAUAGGUAGGGGGAAUAUUGUCUCAGUUUUGAUUUUGUGCUAUUUAUUUUGGGUGCUGAUCAUCCUACUGAAGUUUUAGUCAGAGAGCCAGUCUCCUGGGUACCUUAUUUUUUACUGGUCAGGAAAUGUUAGAUUUCCUUUAACUCCACUGAAUUAGGUUGUAGAGUUAUUUGAAGCAGCAAAAAUUCUCAGAUGAAAGCAUUUAAAUGCAGUCCCCACUGUGCACUUUAGAAGAAAACUAUUCCAUGACCAGAUGUUCUGAUUUCCAGAACAAGUUUAUCCCUCUAUAUCCUUUUAUCAUUUUGUUUUAGUUUACUCAAAAAAGAGCAGAGUAACAAAUUUAAAACAAACACACCAACCCGCAGGUUAGAUGAAAAUAGCCAACGUACUCUCCUAUCCUGAUACUAGAAAGCAUUUCUUUAGUAUGACUGACAAAUUACAAAAAUGUGCUUUUAAAAAGUUCUUUGAAAUAUGGAAAGAUCGUAAUUUUUUACUAUGUGUUUUCAACAGGGAUUUCUGUUACUUGAAUACUGAUAAUGGCAGUCACCUGUAUUACAUUCUUAAUUUUAGAUGCUACUGAAGGCAGACCAUCUCAACAACUGCCUUGUCUUUCCAUGUGAUUCAGUGGCCCAGUGGAAAACAAAUGACUUGAAUGAUUUCACAGGAAUGAGAAAAGUGAAGCCUGAGUAAAAGGGAAGACUUUCUAGUUAAUCUGAUUAAAUCUAGGAGGUUUCAUUAAUGCUUACUCAGUUCAAAGAAAAUAAUUUCCUUCCCAAAUGUAAAACAAUAUACUACAUAAAUGGUUACAGUUUUUACUGUUUGCUCUUUUGCAACAGAAAUUUAACUGUUGUCUAUCCUGAAAAAAGAAUGGACUGCUAAACAUAUGGUAAUAGAACAGUUUAACAUUGGGGGAGUUGUUAAAUUGGUUUAAAGCUAUAGUUAACACCCCCUAUUCCUUCCAUUAUGAGGUAAAACUGGUUAAUGUGCAUCUCUCUCCUCCAGCACAACCUUUGAAAAUCUUGAAAAGAUCACAUACAAUGUUGCCAGGAUCAUAUAGUGAUAAAAAUUUAUUGAGGCUCUCUAUCAUUUAAAAAAAAUAAAAAAAGCACAAGUCACUUUCCAUGUUUCUUUUGCAAGACAUUUUUAGAGUUCAGUUGAGUUAUUUCAGAUGUGAUUAUCCAAUGAAACUACUGACCCUGAUUUUUACUUUCUGUCAGCCUCAACUUUAGCAAAAAAAAAAGUGAGGAAUAAUCUUCCUACCACAAAACUCUGAAAGGCCAUCAGAUAGGCUAUAACUGGCACUUUUUUUGCAUGUGUACAACUAUCAAUAUCCUGCUUCUGUGGUAGUAAUUUAAGAUCUGUAAUGUGUAAUGUAUAUAAUACUGUACUCUGAAAUCAAUCAAAAUUAGGUGUGAUCAUUCAUCUGAAUAGGUAGUGCAGGGCAGGGUAAGGUAUUGGGUAGGUACAGCAGCUUCACAAAGCUGCUUCUAUCUAAGCCACUUCUUCUCUCUAAGGUUUACUUAACCCAUCCAAAAUUUGGUAUUACACCUGAAUGACUACAAAUGGACUAUUUUCUUUUGUUUUAAUUUAGUCAUAAACAUGUUAUAAAAUAAAAUUUGUUAUCCUAUAUGUACAUUUUAAACUUAGCUUUUUAAAAUCUUGUUUAGACUAGGAUAUCAAGAACAGUGGUCACAUAUUUUAAGCUUUCAUUAACACUUUUAAUAGUGUAGUGAGGGGAAAGAACAUACACCUUACCAUAGACUGCACUGUAGGAGUUUAAGCCUUAACUCCCCCCUAAACUAAAUCAGACAUCUUAAAGUACUCACUGUUCACAUCUAAUAGCUAGUUAAAAGCAUCCAAGUUUCUGUAAAUCUUAGCUUAGAAAGUACCUUACAUAUUAUCAGGAUUGUGGAAGCUAGUAGUUUAGACAUAAGAGAAUUUGGGGAAUUCUGAGUAUGGUUCUGGUUCUAACCACCCAUUCUGUGGCUAUUAUUUCCAAUUUUUCAAUCAAUACAAAAAAACCACUUACGUUUUCUUUAAAAUGAAAGAAAAAAGAUAUAAGGACUAGCUUCUCCAGAUAAAAGCAGAGGGAAAAGUUAGAUGGGGAAACUGUGUAUUUUUUUCCUUAGAUUUUGUCUUUUUGGGAUACCUGACCAACAAUCCAUUUACUCCCCAAAGCCAGUCUCUUCAUAGUAACUACUAAGUAACAGCCUAUUACAUUGCACUGUGUUGCAGAAUAGGUGAUGGUCUACACCCAUUUUUUCUGCAAUAAAUUCUCCAAGCAAUACAGACUCAUCUGAAGAUACAAAGGUGUGAUUUUGGGCAUCUAAACUAUUGUAUGUGAAAAUAAGAGUGUGAAAGAUUAUCUUUUGAACAUGGCAUGCAAACUUGUUUUGACAAUUUGAAGCUGCUUUUUAAAAGUGAAUUUUUAAGAGCUGAAUUUUCAGAAAUGUUAAGGCUGCAGAUAGUGCCUACUGAUUUCUUCAAAAGUAUGUGAUUACCAUUGCAAAAAAGCACAAAACUUGUGUUGAACUAGUUUUGCACUAAAGGGAAAUAGUUAUCAGAAAGACUUACAUUCAUGCAAAAGGCAGAGCUUAAAAAGGUUCAUGAUCAUUCUGUAUUUUUCAUGAUCAUUCCAUAUUUCAGUGUUGUGUAUAAUUAAGCAUUUUCCCCUUUAUAAAUGGUAUUAAAACAGAAUGUUCUAAGUGUGAAAAGUAGUUUGAUACUUGACAACAUAAAAUGUUAUACACAUUUUCUUAAUAGACUGAUAUAUUGAUGAGAAGAAUAACUUUGCUAAUACAGUUUGGUGGUGUGAUAUAAGGGAUUCACCAGACACAGUUAAGCAUUGGAAUGGUUCUGCAUACACAUACCAUUUCAAAACCAGGGGCUACACCAGCAUGGAAGCCAAUGGUUGAGAUUAGACACUGUCCUGCUUGCAGAAGCAUGAAGCAGAUUCAGUCAUUUACUGAGCAAAAGGUGAGUUUAGUUAUUUGUAACAGUUUUUAAAGAUUUUUUUUUUAAGUCUGUGUGGAGGAAUGCUAAGAUUUUUGAUAGUCAGAUAUGCUCAGUGCUGUCUACCUGCUUUUCCCUCUUUUGUAAUAGUGCCUCACUCACUGAUGUCUGAUGGAUAUAAAACCCAGUAUCCUGAGGAUGCACAACCCCAGGGACUAUACAGCAUUGAAGUGAGUCUGGCUCACACACCUGUUGGGGAAAAAAUACAGAUCUCUAAUUCAUAUUGAAUUCAUUCACUGCAUUCCAAAAUGAUUUAAGGGGUUUGGAAAAUACCAGUGUUAAAAUUAUUCUGCCUUUUCUAGGAAAAAUAUGUUGCUGUUUUUCAGGGUUUCUUCAAGAGACGCAGGCUGCACAUUUCUAAUCAUCAGUAACAACUUUACUUUUAAACUUUCUUAUCACAAUACUGACUAGGUCAUUUGGAAUAUGAGGAGACAAGGGAGCAAGCUUGCAUACUACAGUAGUUUUUUAUAUUUUACCUUCAUCUAUUUAUGAAUUUAUUACAAAAAAUAUUUUUAAACAGAUAUGGAACCUGCAUUUUUGUUGUAAAUUUUAGCAAAGUAGUGGAUACGUUGUACUGUGCAUCAUUAAAAAAAUUUAAUUGUUUGGCA
Molecule: messenger RNA, 9282 nt
Organism: Dromaius novaehollandiae (emu)
Lineage: Eukaryota; Metazoa; Chordata; Aves; Casuariiformes; Dromaiidae
Gene: RAB43
Product: RAB43, member RAS oncogene family
Exons: 3
Coding region: 110-754 (214 amino acids)
Biological process (GO): vesicle-mediated transport
Cellular component (GO): Golgi apparatus
Molecular function (GO): GTP binding; GTPase activity
Source: RefSeq, a predicted model, not a curated record